GAUGCACUCGAUAUCUCGGCUGACGCUGCCUGGCGCUAGAACCAGGAAGGCGCUGAGCUUAAACUGGAGCAAGUACGUUGGAGGCCGGCGGCGCCCUGAUCUGAGAAAAGUCUCAGGGUCUGCGGCGCUUGCAAGUCAACGGAAAGUGUGAGGCCAAAGAAAUGGGACGUCGGUCAUCAGAUACUGAAGAAGAAAGCAGAAGCAAGAGAAAAAAGAAACACCGUAGACGCUCCUCCUCCAGCAGUUCUUCAGAUAGUAGAACAUACAGCCGGAAGAAAGGAGGAAGGAAAUCAAGAUCAAAGUCAAGAUCUUGGUCCAGAGAUCUUCAGCCUCGCUCACAUUCUUAUGAUAGAAGACGCAGGCAUCGAUCAAGCAGUAGCUCUUCGUAUGGCUCUAGAAGGAAACGAAGUCGAAGUCGUUCAAGGGGUCGAGGGAAAUCCUAUAGAGUUCAGCGGUCUAGGUCAAAAAGCAGAACAAGAAGGUCCAGGUCAAGACCUCGUCCACGUUCUCAUAGUCGUAGCAGUGAAAGGUCCAGUCACAGAAGAACGCGUAGUCGGUCUCGGGAUAGAGAACGACGUAAAGGCAGAGAUAAAGAGAAGAGAGAAAAGGAGAAGGAUAAAGGGAAGGACAAGGAAUUACAUAACAUCAAACGUGGGGAAUCUGGAAACAUCAAAGCUGGAUUAGAACAUCUGCCACCAGCUGAACAGGCCAAAGCCAGACUGCAGCUGGUUCUCGAAGCUGCUGCAAAAGCUGAUGAAGCAUUGAAAGCCAAGGAAAGAAAUGAGGAAGAAGCAAAGAGAAGAAAGGAGGAAGACCAAGCCACCCUGGUAGAACAAGUAAAAAGAGUAAAAGAAAUUGAAGCUAUUGAAAGUGAUUCUUUUGUUCAGCAGACAUUCAGAUCAAGUAAAGAAGUCAAAAAGUCAUUGGAACCUAAUGAAGUGAAACAGGCAACUUCAACGUCAGGACCAGCAUCAGCAGUUGUUGAACCACCCAGUACUGAAAAAGAAAUAGAUCCUAGCAGUAUCCCUACUGCUAUCAAGUACCAAGAUGACAAUUCCCUGGCCCAUCCAAAUUUAUUUAUUGAGAAAGCUGAUGCUGAGGAAAGAUGGUUCAAGAGGUUAAUUGCUCUCCGACAAGAAAGACUAAUGGGCAGUCCUGUGGCCUAAGUUACAUAUAUAUAUAAAACUGGAUUGGAUUUAGCAGUAACAUUGGGAAUUUAGGUUUUUAAAUCCCAAUAUUAACUUUUUAUUCUUAAAAAUAAUUUUGCUGAUUAUAUAUAAAGGUAGUCUCAUUUCAUUUGUCUCUCAUGCAGGCUUGAAUAUUUGUUGAUUUGAAUUAAAUCAAACAUUGUGAAGAUUAAAACAUAAAAUUUAAGAUUGCAUGAAAAUGUUAUAAACUAAUCAUAAAUAGGUCAGUGUUAAAAUGAAUGAUACAUAGUAGUGUUUCUUAGUACAAUUCAAAAAAGUCAAGAUGUUAUUUAAAGACACAAUUUUGAUUAAUUAUGCAUAUAUUAAAUUACAUCCUAUAAAUAGGAGAUUUCAUCUUCCAUCUGGUAUUCAGCCAUUUUUAAAUAUUUUAUUUCACCUUAUUGCAAAUUUUUAGGCACAAUAAAAAGCACCCUAAACAAUGUAAGCAGAAUGUGUAUGUUAACAUGUUUAUUAAAAAAAAUUUUGAAACUCUAAUAAACUGAUGAUUUUGCUUAGA
Saimiri boliviensis boliviensis (Bolivian squirrel monkey) is the source of this 1704-nucleotide messenger RNA. Lineage: Eukaryota; Metazoa; Chordata; Mammalia; Primates; Cebidae. The record is from RefSeq and is a predicted model, not a curated record.